CCCUCCUUUUGCUUUCGAAGCCGGGACUGGACUCUGAUCUGGUGAUUGUCUAUGGAAAAUGAAAUGGACAGAGAUCUGUGCAGUGUGAGGCAGUAGUUUUACAGACUUGAGGAGAUCUAGACCGGAGCCUAGACCAGGUUUCGUCCCUUCUUGCACGUCGAGUCGUCGCCUGCAGUGCCAGUGGGAGCUCGGACGCCGCACAAUUUCCGCAAGGGAAGAGGUCGUUUGACACGCCGUGGGACUAUCUAUUCCCGUAGUGUCAUCAGCUGCAGUUGAGAGAGCUAGCUAGAGAGAGAGGGAGAGAAGUCUGAAGAUGGCAGAUUUUCCGGUGCUGAAGAUUUCGUACUUUGCCGUGGCGGUUCUGACCAUGGGUUUAAUGAUUGCUGGCUCGUGUCUCCCAUCCUUCAUGGACAUACACGCAGACCAAAAGAGACUUCACAUCGUUACCGCUGAGGUCGGUAUAUGGCAGAUAUGCAAUAAGGCGGGAAGUGGCAGUGUUUGCCUGAAGUACGCUGAUACAAGGCUAGGGGUGCCUUUUCCAUCUAUGGUCAAGAGCGCUCAGGGCUGCAAUGUAGUGGCUCUGCUCUCUUUCGCAGCCCUCAUCGUUACUUCGGUCGUCAUUGAACGCUGUGAUGUUCACCGUGCCGUGCUGUUGGUUCCCCGCGUGCUGGCUUCCUGCUCUGCUAUCUUCAUGAUCGCUACAGCAGGACUUAUGGUGCACUUCGUAGAGAAAGAAUUCGAAGCCCCCUUCGGUUUGGAAAUCCUGAAAGACCCUGGUACGGGCGGGAUCAUUGCUGUUGUUAGCAUUCUGUCGGCCAUUGUGUCGAUUGUGUUGGCGCACUGCACACACUCACGGGUUCCCAGCGGACUGUACCAAUCGCUCUAGGUCAAUCAUGGAGUGCUUGCAGGCAAAUACUCGUCGAAUGCAAUGGCAACGGCAUGCAGCAUGCAGCAUGUGCUGCCGUGAACGGGCAUCCAGUCAGGUGCCGGAACCAGCAGCCUGGAUUCCAGGCCAUCCUCAGCCUGGAUUCCAAGCCAUCCUCAGUCAUCUGUAACAUGAUACUAGUGAACCUUUCUAUUGGUUAUUCUCUCUGGAUAACACGUCUUUCCUUGAUAUACAUUCCAAUGUGGUGCUAGUGUAUAUACAUUCCAUGAUUGUAGUAGUUGUGUGCUUGCUGGCAUAUUCUGAUGCCUAUUUAUUCUAGAGUAAUGGUGGUAGAACACACCUGACAACUUUUUGAAAUGGCGGUACACAUCACUCUAUUCGACAGUGCUCUGGCUGAGUGCUCUCUUUCGCUCGCCACCGACCCCAGUACGCGCCUGGAACAUGGCCGCUGAAGGGCGGUUGAUAUCGGCAUGCCUGGCCGCCACAUUAGCUUGCGAGUAGAUGAUGGCACGGCGGUGAUUUGCCUCGGAUUGCGACCUACGCUUCGUACCGACUGGACUGGUAUCGUAAACUUCCUCUUGGAUGUCUUCGGCCGGAGCUAACCUCACUGGUAGAAUUCUUUGUUUAAAACUCCAACACAGUACCAAUAUGUCGUGAAGUAAUCAUGAUAAAAAUGGACCAAACUGUGGGAUUACACCCAGCCACACAACGCUCGCUCUGUGCUUGCCACCGUUUCACAACGCAAGUGCGUCUGACCGCCAUCACUCCAUGAUGCUGCAUUGCAGUCGUCAACAUCAUUCUAAUUGACAACUUGUAUUUAGCGGUGAUUUGUUUUUUUACAACUGUGUUUGCAUUGUAUAGUUUGACGAACUCG
This is a messenger RNA of Sycon ciliatum, 1760 nucleotides long. RefSeq lists its product as uncharacterized. NCBI's taxonomy places the organism in Eukaryota, Metazoa, Porifera, Calcarea, Leucosolenida, Sycettidae. The coding region runs from base 314 to 886 and encodes 190 amino acids. The transcript has 5 exons. The record is from RefSeq and is a predicted model, not a curated record.